AUGGUUCAAGUGUCCCACUAUGCCACGCCGGCGGCCGUUCGCAGCGUGGUGGCCGCCGGCACGACUUCCCGUGUGCCAAACGGUUUCUGUCUGUGCGGCGGGACAGAUCUCACGAGGAUGGAUAUACAUGAAGCUCGCACCGCCCCUCUGGGACCUAUCUUUCAAGCGUUCGCUGUCGAGGUGCGGCGGCCGCCAGGGGUUGGUGCGGGUUUUCCCAUACGCGGAAAGUUCGCAGCCGCCGCAGCCAUGGUUCCUGACUUGCUUCUGCGCCAGGAACAUCAGGCAUCGCCGUGGCAGGACGCCAAAAUCGAUGAUGGGAUCCUUCUUCGCGAUAUGGUGGGUUGGGACUCGGGAGCAGCAGGAUCCGCAACGGGCACGACGGGACCUCGGUGUCUGUUUUCAGGCCUCCGCCACUUUGUCGCAAGACACUCCUCAAGAUCAGACGUUGGGGCUAACUAA
Molecule: messenger RNA, 459 nt
Organism: Diaporthe amygdali
Lineage: Eukaryota; Fungi; Ascomycota; Sordariomycetes; Diaporthales; Diaporthaceae
Exons: 1
Coding region: 1-459 (152 amino acids)
Source: RefSeq, a predicted model, not a curated record